AUGGCGUCUCUCAAACGCAACACAUCUCUCCCGCCGAACACUCCGUCUCUCUACCUUCCAUCACUCAUGUCCACCGCCGAUCCUCCAACAAUACAAACUCCAGCGCCUGCUGUACCCGUGUCUGAAGCGAAGAAGAAGAAGAAAUCCCGGUCCGAGAAGCGCGCGGCGGCUGCCAAAGCUAACCCCCACGAACGAACUAAGACGGUCGUACGCCGUUUGCCGCCGAACUUGCCGGAGGAUGUGUUCUGGCAGAGCGUGCAGAAGUGGGUGUCGGACGAAACUGUGGUAUGGAAGAGCUUUGUGCAGGGGAAGCUGAGGAAGAAGAUGAACAAGGAGAAUGUGCACUCUCGGGCUUACAUCGCGUUCAAGAGCGAAGACCUCGUCGCUGCUUUUAGCCGCGAGUACGAUGGACAUGUAUUCAGGGAUAAGGCUGGCAACGAGGCGCAGGCCGUCGUCGAGUUUGCGCCGUUUCAGAAGAUCCCGGCCCCGUCUGAGAAGGUGAAGAAGGAUCAUCGCAUUGGCACUAUCGAAGAAGAUGAAGAAUACCAGGCGUUCCUUAAGACCCUGGAAGAGUCUACCACGAAGGCUAUGGAUACCGAGACACUCCUCGAGACACUAAUCGCAUCAACCAUCGCCGCACCCCAGCCUACUUCAACGCCCCUUCUUGACGCGCUCAAAGCCGAGAAGUCCGCUCAGAAGGAUAAAGAGGCUAUCCUGCGCAAUCAUGCGCACUACAAGGAAAUCAAGAAAGACGACAAGAAGAAGGGCGCCGCUGCAGCCGCGUCUACUGCUACGGCAGCCGCCACCGCCACCACUGCACCUGGAACAAACAAGGAUGCGCCGGCGACUCUUGGUAAACGUGCAGCGAAGAAGGCGGCGGCCGCGCAGAAAGCUGCCGCUGAGAAGGAGAAGGGCAAGGAGAAGGCGGCGCCUGCAGCGAGUGGAAGCGGUGCCCCGGCGAAGUCUGCGCCUCCUACACCGAAGAAGAAGGGUGCCGCUGCGGCUGCUACCACCGCCGGCACCGCCGCCCCAGCCGAUUCAUCGACGCCCGCAGACCCCUCUGCACCAGCUGCUGCCGCAUCUACUUUGGAGCCUGCCGCACGGAGACAGCGUCCCGUCAUCGCAGCUUCGUCUAGGGCUCUCGAGGCGGCAUUGAGUGGCGCUGGUGUGCAGAAGAAACGCGAGCCGAAGGAUAAAGGCAAAGAGAAGGAGAAGGCGGCGGAUAAGGAUAGCAACCCUACUACUGAGGCGUCAGAGGCGAAGAACAAACCCCGUCCGCCUACAAGUGGGAAGGUACCUGUGUCGAUCGCGGCAACGCCCGCGAGUGGUGGCGGCGUAUUGCCCGCACCGGGGAUACUCCAGCGCGAAGCGCCGAAGGUCAUUGCCAGGCCUGCUGAGCCGGCUGUGGCUACUCCCAAUGAGGGCGGUGCCGCACCGUCUGCUCGUGGCGGGAAGCGUGGUGGGCGCGGAGGAGGUGGCGGUGGCGGUGGCGGACGCGGCGGUGGACGGGGAGGUGGACGUGGGAGGGGCCGGGGUGGACCACCUGCACAGGGCGAUUGA
Molecule: messenger RNA, 1560 nt
Organism: Peniophora sp. CBMAI 1063
Lineage: Eukaryota; Fungi; Basidiomycota; Agaricomycetes; Russulales; Peniophoraceae
Source: the annotation of a GenBank genome assembly